AUGGCUUCCCAACAGAUCCGCCAUGAGCGAGCCUCCAGCGACAGAGCACAUGCGGUACCGAUGUCGGCUUCACAACGUCCGGGCAUUGGCCGUACAUUGUCGGCCCCAACAGGAGGAUUAUACAAACUGGAUUCGGCUCGAAAACAGGGGUCAGCGACAAGACUUGGUCAGACAUUGGAGGAGGAUGAGGAUAUGAGCAAUGAUACGUCCAGGCGGUCUCGUUCCCGGCAAGGCGAUGAGGAACCCUCCAAGGCCAAUCUCCCUGAGGUGACCAUCGCCGUUGUGGGCUCGGACAACGCUGGCAAAUCGAACUUUAUAAAAUGUGCGCUGGAUAUGAAAAGCACGCCCUCCUCCCUCGUGACAAGGAAAAAGAUGUCGUUGGACGGGUCUGUCUACAUCGUGCGCUUGCUGGAGAUUGAUCUGAGCGAGGUUCAGUUCAAUCAGAACAUUCUCUGGCCACACCUGGGAAAGAAUUCUUCCCCUCCGACAAUUGACGGUGUGUUGGUGCUGCAUGAUGCAACUCAACCGGACAAAUUCGCCGAAACAAUUGAACUCGUAGACUCGCUUGAUGCAUCCCCGCUACCAUUCCUGUUGGUUGCUUGCAAGUGUGAUCUGCGCCCGGAGGACAGUGAACUGGGCGCGAUCCAUGAGCGACACGAGAUCUACCGGACAUCGCCCGAGUCGCCCCGAUCCCAGCAAAUGUGUAUUGCUCUUGUUCUCCGGGCUGUAAUUUCCACCCGAGCAGACCUCGCUUCGUCUGACCAUAAUAAUAAUCCUGCACCUUCCGUUCCUCCCCCGCCGCGAACAACGACCAAGUCUUUCCAACCCACCCCGCCCCAAGAUUGGCAUACACGAACCAAUUCAGAUACUCCGACCGCCGUUCUAACGGGAGCCGCUGGCGGCUCAAACCCGUCGGUUUCGAUUCCAAGUGUCGAUGGGAUCGGUGAUUGUCCGCCCACCGACCAGGCCCCGCGCUCCAAUCUGGCGCAACAGAAUGCUCCCAGUUUUGCUCGAAAUGCCCGAAGUAACUCCCACCCGGUGCGACCGCAAUCUCCUCCAGAGGUGCGGAUGAAUACCCGCCGACCAUCAGCACAAGCAGACAUUCCUCUAGAACAGCAGCCCAGCUUCUCACAGCGCAUGCAAACCACCUGGCGAAGUAGUGGAGGCUCGGACGCCUUUAAUAGUUUUCUGAAUAUGGAGGACGAGAUGGAUGAAGCCCCAUUGAGCCCGACUAGCGUCGUGCGCCCGAAGCCGAGUAGCGAGAGCAAUUCCAGCGCGGAGGCAGGAUUGUCGUUUGAUGAGCUAGUCGAUCGCCUCGUCGCCCAGCCCCUGUCGAAAUCGGACGGCAAAUUCGGCACCAUUUUCCUCUGUCUAUACCGGAAAUUUGCUGCUCCUGCAACCCUUCUCAACGCCUUGAUCGGCCGAUUUGAAAAAAACGAAUCCAGCAAUACAGACCAACUAGCCCGCAUGGCCGACCAGUUGCGAUUAUUGAACGUCAUCGCCCAAUGGGCUUCAGAUUACCCGGGCGACUUUGCAUAUCCCAAGACCCGCAAACGGGUCAACGACUUUGUCUCUACGCUCGAAAAGAGCCAUUUUUACAUGUUUGCUGCGAAGGAGAUUGGAUCUUUCCUUGACGCGAAUGCUGAAGACGAUGAUAUUGGCUGGGCAUUCCGCGACGGAGAUGUGGAUGACACAAGCCUCACCGAGACAUUCUUUGACAACUCCGGGCGAAGUUCCCCAGCGCCAUUCCUGACUGGUACAUACGAAGACGAAGACGACGAGGAAGAGGACCCCAUUUACAGCAUGAGCGCUUUGGAUCUCAGUGAUGGACCACAUGAAUCGACCGCUCGGCUCUCGGGAACCCUCUCCAUCUCAUCUAAUACCGACAAACCCUCCAGCACCCUUAACCAAUCAUUCACCGUUUUGACCCUGGAAGCUGCGCAGAAGGAGGCUCUACGUUUGGAAUUGCACCCUCGAAAUCCACUCACCAAGAUUCAAUGGCGGUUUUUCAUGGAGACACCUGACGAAGAAUUCGCCCGACAGCUUACCCGUAUUGAUUGGGUCAUGUAUAACUCAUUUCGGCCUCGCGAUCUCGUGCGCCAUGUGAGUAUCUCGGGCGUUGACAAGGAAAAGAUCAAGAGCUUGCAAAACGUCAACCGGAUGAUCAAACACUUCAAUCAUCUGGCUUUCUUCGUGGCAAGCAUGAUCAUACUCCGUGACAAACCCAAACACCGAGCAAGGUGUCUUGAAAAGUUCAUGAGUAUCGCAGUGAAACUUCGUCGUCAAAACAACUACAACGCUCUUGGUGCUGUUAUUGCUGCCAUCAAUGGCACCCCUGUUCACCGUUUAUCACAGACCCGGGAACUGAUCCCAGUCGCGACACAAAAGGAUUUCAUGCGGCUCGUUAUCCUUAUGAGCACCCAGCGCAGCCACUUCGCUUACCGGUUAGCAUGGGAGAACUCCUUCUCCGAGCGUAUUCCUUUCCUGCCAUUGCACAGGCGCGAUCUUGUCUCUGCAGAGGAAGGAAACAAGACCUUUGUCGGCGAAAACAAAUCCCGAAUCAACUGGAAGAAGUUUGAGGUAAUGGGCGAGGCUGUUCUCGGUAUCCAACGAAGCCAAAAAGUACCUCACCCUCAAGCCCAGAAAUUCGAGGACAUUGAACGCCUGAUUCUCGACUGCAAGCUCUCCGGCGAUGAAGAGGAUCUGUAUGCCCGCAGUCUACAAAUCGAACCAUCCACCAGCGGCGAGCCCAUCCCCAUCCAACCUCCAACCCCAAACACAUCAUCCACAAAAAUGACACCAAACGCCCACCAAAUGCGGUCCGCCUACCGCUCCCUCCUACGCGAAAUCCCCUCAACAAGCCGCACCCUCAACGCCCCCUCUCCCCUCCACCACCGCCUCCGCCAGCUCUUCCGCGCCGAAGAACAAACACCCUCCACAGCCGGAAGUCCCAAUCCAGCAACAAUCCCCUCCUCCACCACAUGCACAGAAAGCGGGUCUACAUCUGCGCCGAUGCCAUUCUCUCUCCCGGCGUCGGCGGAGGAGGCUAGUUUGCGCUUCCAGGAAGCUGAGCAGCUGGCUAAGUACGCUCGGGCGCAGAGGACUUAUGUUGAGUUGCUUGAGCGGUAUAAUCCCGGUGUUGGUAUGGAUGAGGAGGAGAGGGUUCGACUUACUGCCAGAAGGGUUGGGCUCGAUGUUCCUGACUUGUAUGAGGCUGAGGGGAGUGACAAGGGUUCGGCUUGA
Messenger RNA from Penicillium odoratum, 3243 nucleotides. Its product is annotated as putative Ras guanyl-nucleotide exchange factor RasGEF. The transcript is spliced from 7 exons. Gene Ontology annotation, cellular component: plasma membrane. The record is from RefSeq and is a predicted model, not a curated record. Gene Ontology annotation, biological process: positive regulation of GTPase activity; Ras protein signal transduction. Lineage: Eukaryota; Fungi; Ascomycota; Eurotiomycetes; Eurotiales; Aspergillaceae. Gene Ontology annotation, molecular function: guanyl-nucleotide exchange factor activity. The coding region runs from base 1 to 3243 and encodes 1080 amino acids.